This is a messenger RNA of Myripristis murdjan (pinecone soldierfish), 1479 nucleotides long. It is a transcript of the gene qtrt1, whose product is annotated as queuine tRNA-ribosyltransferase 1. Gene Ontology annotation, cellular component: cytosol. The transcript has 9 exons. Gene Ontology annotation, molecular function: tRNA-guanosine(34) queuine transglycosylase activity. The record is from RefSeq and is a predicted model, not a curated record. Lineage: Eukaryota; Metazoa; Chordata; Actinopteri; Holocentriformes; Holocentridae. The coding region runs from base 26 to 1279 and encodes 417 amino acids.
CCCCCCACGCUUGGUUCAGUACAACAUGGCAGCGCCCAUAGAAAGAGGAGUCGAUACAAACACACCAGAAAUCAACAUGUCCUUAAAGAAAACUCUCUCUGCAGUCUCUCCCCUUACUCUGCGGAUUGUUGCUGAAUGUCCGGUGACAAAGGCAAGAGCUUGUGAUCUUGUGCUGCCACACUGCACCGUCAACACCCCGGUUUUCAUGCCUGUGGGCACACAAGGCACUCUGAAGGGAAUCACUGUGGAUCAGCUUGAGAGUCUUGGGUGUCAAAUAUGUCUUGGCAACACAUACCACUUGGGUAUGAGACCGGGUCCUGAAUUGAUUGAGAAAGCCAACGGUCUACAUGGUUUCAUGAAAUGGAAGAACAAUCUCCUAACAGACAGUGGAGGCUUUCAGAUGGUGUCUCUUGUUGAACUGUCGGAGGUCACGGAGGAAGGGGUCAAGUUCAAGUCGCCCUAUGAUGGCAAGGAGAUUCUCCUAAGUCCCGAGAAGUCCAUCAGUAUACAGAACAGUCUGGGGUCGGACAUCAUGAUGCAGUUAGACGAUGUGGUCAGCAGUACGGUGACAGGUCCUCGGGUGGAGGAGGCCAUGCACAGAUCCAUCCGCUGGCUGGACCGUUGCAUAGCAGCCAAUAAAAAUCCAGACAAACAGAACCUUUUUGCCAUCAUCCAGGGUGGGCUGAAUGCUGAGCUGCGUAAGAUCUGCCUAGAAGAAAUGACUCAGCGUGACGUUCCUGGUUUUGCCAUCGGUGGUCUGAGUGGUGGAGAGGAGAAAGACGACUUCUGGAGGAUGGUCACGCUGAGCACAGACCACCUGCCCCGAGAGAAGCCUCGUUACCUCAUGGGUGUGGGCUAUGCUGUGGAUUUGGUGGUGUGUGUCGCUCUGGGAUGUGAUAUGUUUGACUGCGUCUUCCCCACACGAACUGCAAGGUUUGGCUCUGCCUUGGUACCUUGGGGGUCUCUUCAGGUCAAACAAAAGCAAUAUGCCAAGGACUUUCAACCCAUAGAUCCGGACUGCCAGUGCCCCACCUGCAAGAGACACAGUCGAGCUUACCUGCACGCUCUGUUCAAGACUGAUACGGCAGCCAUGCAUCAUGUCACCGUCCACAACAUUGCCUACCAGCUCACCCUGAUGCGCUCUGUGAGACAGAGCAUUGUGGAAGGCCGCUUCCCGGAGUUUAUAAGGACAUUCAUGAAGCGGAUGUUCCCCUCUAGUGAGCAGUACCCCGGCUGGGCUGUGGACGCUCUGGCUUCUGUCAACAUCACUCUGGACUAAAACACCUUCUUGUUGUACACAAACUGGGAAAAUGUGUCUACUCAUGACUGAGACUUUUUAUAUCCUUUUUAAAGAACCUUUUUUUAAAAAAUUUUUACAGAUUAAUGUUUUCUACUCUUUUUAUUAGCAUUGCAGUGCAUGCUGAUGGUGUGGAAAAUGUCUUUGGAAUCGAAGAGAUAAAGCCAGAUUGUCUUUUGAAA